Sclerotinia sclerotiorum 1980 UF-70 is the source of this 729-nucleotide messenger RNA. RefSeq lists its product as hypothetical. The transcript is spliced from 4 exons. The record is from RefSeq and is a predicted model, not a curated record. NCBI's taxonomy places the organism in Eukaryota, Fungi, Ascomycota, Leotiomycetes, Helotiales, Sclerotiniaceae. Bases 1 to 729 code for a protein of 242 amino acids.
AUGUACACUCCAUCUAUUCUCGUUGGCCUCCUCGCCCUCAGUCCCCUUGUGGUCGCUCACGGGAAGAUUGCCGUUCUUACAGGAGACCUUGGCGGAAACGGUACUGCUUUGGGAAUCAAAGGAGCUGUUGUCCCAGGUGCAGGACCAAAUUCAAAAACAGAGAUUGAUACUACUGUCUUCAACAUUGGCAAUAACAACUGUGGGCGAACCGAGGCUGGGGGAAGAAAUCAAGCAGAGACUGGUGUCACCAAGGCGAUGGCGCUUUCGGGCAGCACACUUCCACAAAUCAGUACCGAUAAUCCUUCUAUCUCGGGGACAUUCCACAUAGUAACUUCUGAUGGUGCGGGUCCUCUCACGGCCAUGGUCGACCCCACUGGAAAGGGUGAUUUCUCCCAAGCCGUCAAGGCCGAGAUUACUACCCAAAUUCCAGGAGUGAAUGGCAAUAUCAGAAAGAGCAAACAAACAAGAUGGAACCGAGUUUUGAGAAGUCUUGGUUUGUCAAAGAGAGCCACUAAUAUCAAUGAGAACUUCCCUUUCAGUGUAGCCAUUCCGGCUGGAACAACUUGUACCGGCACAAUAGCAGGCCAGUCCAACGUCUGUAUGGUUAAAAUUGUGAACCCGUCAAAUGCAGGACCUUUCGGUGGAUGCGUUGCUGUUCAGCAAUCAACAGGGACGAACAGCACAGCUGCCAGUGGGAAAAAGGUAAAGCCUGUAAAGUUCUCUGUUUAA